Molecule: messenger RNA, 1914 nt
Organism: Danio aesculapii
Lineage: Eukaryota; Metazoa; Chordata; Actinopteri; Cypriniformes; Danionidae
Gene: cep55l
Product: centrosomal protein 55 like
Exons: 9
Coding region: 76-1380 (434 amino acids)
Biological process (GO): mitotic cytokinesis; regulation of phosphatidylinositol 3-kinase/protein kinase B signal transduction
Source: RefSeq, a predicted model, not a curated record
AUCACGGAAGUGCAAAGAGACCGUUUCCACUGACGGGUGUUUCUAAAACGAGACAAUUAAACAUUCAUUUAUCACAUGGCGGCGAAGGGGGCGAAGGAGACCCUGGUCAAUAAACUGGGCUUUAAAAGCAGCAGCAGCUCAAAGUCAGCAGAGCUGGAGGUGGAGAAACUGAAGAGAGAGAACCAGCAGAUGAAGAAAAGCCUGGAGGACAUGAAGAGAGCUGGAAGACAUCAACACACACAUCCAGACACUGACAAAGCCAAACUUCUCGAGAGGAUCCUGGCACUGGAAACGCUGCGGGAGAAGAACAAUCAGCAGCUGCAGGGCAGGGAGCAGGAGAUCUCCGCCCUCCGGCAGCAGCUGCGCUCUGCUCAUGGAGAGGUGGUGUCUUCACUGCAGAGCCAGCUGGAGAACAAACAACACGAGGCAGAGCAGAGAGAGAGACAGUAUCAGGCCCUCGUGAAGGAGACUGAAGACCUGAAAAACAAGUAUUGUGCCGUUUCUGAGAGGUGUGACACUCUAGAGAAACAAAAGGGGUCUUCUGGCGAGCUUGCGGUGGUGCAGGAACAGUUGCGAGAUGCUCUGGAGAAGAACCAGCACUGGCUUGUUUAUGACCAGCAGCGAGAGGCCUACGUUCAGGGCGUUUUGGCCAGAAUCAAGGACUUGGAGACGCAGUUAAAUGAAGCAAGUCAAGCACUCCAACAACAGCACAAAGAAGCCAAGUCUGAUGGUCAGUCUGCACAGGAGGCUCAGCGAGAACUGGAGGUCGAACGGACCAAAGUGAGCCGAAUGCAGAUUGAGGUGGAGGAUCUUCAAGUCAGAUAUGAGGAGAAGAGCAGGGAAGCAGCUCAGGCCCGAGAGCAGCUGCUGGAGGAGAGGAGGAGAGAGCGGGAGGACAGGAAGAGUUCAGCGGAGAGAGACGCUCGACUGCAGGACCAGCACAGGAAGAGAGAGGCUGAGCUCAUCAUGCAGGUGAACCUAUUGCAGAAAUCCCUGAUGAAUCAGAAGGAGGAGCAGAAAAGAAUGGCUCUUUUGGAACAGCAGAUCCAGCUGUCUGCUAAAGAGUCAGAAAAUGAAAGACUAGACCGUCAAACUUUACAGCAUCAACUGCACAAAGUUUUGAAGGAGCUUCGGAAGGCCAGAGACCAGAUCACACGCCUGGAGUCUUCCAAGCAUCAGAGAGAGUCUCGUUUGUCUGAGCCCAGCUCCUAUAACAGGAUGGAUCUGGAGAGACUGACCAUUCAAGAUCACAUGACGUCUCCAUCUAAAGUCCAUAACGUACUAGAUGAGAGUGUCCUGGAGUGCCCCAACUGUGGCGCAUCUUACCCCACCAGCCAACACAGAGAGCUGCUAGCACACCUCGACUACUGCUUCACCUAAAACACUGUAGAGUAACAUUGGUGACUUUGACUAUUGUAGUCACCAUCCCAAAGGCAUUUUCAGUGUUUUAUAUUAGGAAGUAUUUUCGUAAAAACAGUAAGUAGUUUCAUUUUUAAAUUGUAAAAGUUUGAAGAGAUUUUCCUAGAAUAUAUCUGUUUACAUCGGGUGUAUUUAAAAAUGUUUUAAUUUAUGAGCUCAGAUGCACAUUUUAUUUUCUUAUUCCCCUUUUUGGUGACGAGGUGGCUCUUUUAUACUCCGUUUGCAUACAUGCAUCAAUUCAUAAAAGAAUAUUUAUCGUUUUCUCCUUUUGUAAAUCAGUGCUGUAUCUAAAAAAACAACUAGAUUUUUUUUCCCAUUCAGUCCUUCACUGAAUUAUAUACUUGAUUAAAUAAAAGGAAAAAGGCAUGAGGUCUGUUGGGUGCUUGUUUCCCUGGUUUUCCUCUGUGUUCUCACACCACCUCGGAAGUGUUCCUUAUCUAGGAAUGACUCAUUAGCAUCCAUCAGUCCUGACCGUGCCAACUAAAGCUGUCUUGA